Molecule: messenger RNA, 984 nt
Organism: Prunus armeniaca (apricot)
Lineage: Eukaryota; Viridiplantae; Streptophyta; Magnoliopsida; Rosales; Rosaceae
Source: the annotation of a GenBank genome assembly
AUGGGUGAUAACUCCAUUGUUGGUACUGUUGCUGCUGCCUCUGCAAAUUUGUGUGUUUCUGAUUCUAUUCCAAGUACUGACUCCAAUACUUGGAUAAUUGACACUGGUGCUUCUGAUCAUAUGACUUAUGAUGCUAAAUUUUUUGAUGAGUUGUCUAGUAACACCCGUGACCCAUACAUAACUAGUGCUAAUGGCUUGCCCUCUCCAAUUACUGGUGAGGGCACAAUCUCUCUCACUCUUACUCUAUCCUUGUCUCGUGCGUUACUAAUUCCCAAUAUCCAUUGUAACUUGUUAUAUGUUGAUCGAUUACUUGAUACACUUAAUGUUUCUGCUACUUUAUAUCCUACGCAUUGCUCUUUUCAGGAUCUCAAGACUCACGAGACGAUUGGGCAUGUGUCAAAUAAAAACAAGAAAUUUGGUUAUGGCAUCGUCGCUUGGGACACCCGUCAUUUGACUACCUUAAGCUUUCAUUUUCGUGUCAAAGUAUUCCGGACUGAUAACGGAGGCGAAUAUGUGAAUAACAAUUUUCCGUGCUCAAGGAAUCAUCAGUUACUUGAAGUUGCUCACUUCCUUAUGUUGGACAUGUCUGUUCCCCAUCAUCUUUGGGGGCAUGCUAUUUUAUCUGCUGCCUAUUUGAUUAAUCGUAUUCCUAGCCGGGUUCUUGGUUUCAAGACUCCACAUGAUGUGUUUGGUGACCAUAAGGGUUAUAAGUUCUAUCAUCCACCUACCCAGAAGGUGCAUGUUACUUUGGACGUGACUUUCCAUGAAGAAGUGUCAUAUUAUGUCUCUCCCUCCUCUCCAAUUCAGGGAGAGAAUGGAAGUGAAUUGGAGAGUCUUAAAUUGGAGAAUGAUGUGUUUGAAGAUACUGCUCUAGGGAAAGAAACGACCUGUCGCACUAAAACAAGUGACUGGUUGCCCAUAUCUGAAAAUGAAACUUGCGGUCUCUGUGAAGAAACGAUUGAUUGCCCUUCGGAACUCGACUAG